Malurus melanocephalus (red-backed fairy wren) is the source of this 1696-nucleotide messenger RNA. It is a transcript of the gene IL13RA2, whose product is annotated as interleukin 13 receptor subunit alpha 2. Gene Ontology annotation, molecular function: cytokine receptor activity; protein binding. Gene Ontology annotation, cellular component: external side of plasma membrane. The record is from RefSeq and is a predicted model, not a curated record. The transcript is spliced from 10 exons. Gene Ontology annotation, biological process: cytokine-mediated signaling pathway. Bases 215 to 1429 code for a protein of 404 amino acids. NCBI's taxonomy places the organism in Eukaryota, Metazoa, Chordata, Aves, Passeriformes, Maluridae.
AAUUAACAGCAGCACYUCAUAAAUCCCAGCGGCGCUCCCUCUGGGGCUCUGUCUGUGUGGCCAAAGCUGUGACAUUGCAACGCAACAUCUGAGCACUGGGGAGAACAGAGGGGAGGCUUUAAAAACCACAGGAUUUCUGUGAAAUGCAGAGCUUUGAGCAGAGCAGGCAGGGAGCUGCCGAGGAGCCUCUCCCUCCAGAUGUGGAAGGGCUCCCAUGCACUUAGAGCUCCAGCCCCUGGUGCCGUGCUGCAGGACUGCUCUGACCCACGCCUGGAUGGCUCCCUGGAGGCUGCCCCUGCUCCCUGUGGCUCUGCUCUGGGGCUGGAUGGUGACCUCUUCCUCCUCCUCCUCCUCCUCCUCACCCAUCACAGCCGCUGCCCCGCGGGACCUGCGGAUCACRGACCCGGGGCUCUUGGGCUCUCUGGAUGUCCAGUGGGAGCCCCCGCCCCUCGCCCCGGCCCUCAAUGAGUGCACCGUGAAAUACAAAUUUGAAUAUCGCAGCUCUGGGGACACGGACUGGAAGGUUAUUUUUACUAGGAGGCUCCGUUUCAGGGUUGGGUUUGACCUCAGCAGAACGGCUGAAGUGAAGGUGCAGACGCUGCUCCAAGGAGGGUGUACAGACGGCGUGGAGGUGCAAAGUGACUGGAUUCAUGCCUCAUUUCAUGUCCCACUGCAAGGAAYGCUGGAAUCAAAGGUGCAGAAUUUCCACUGCAUCUAUCAUGACUGGGAAUACCUGACGUGCACUUGGCAGCCAGGUCUCCUCACACCUCGUGGUGCAAAUUAUGGGCUGUAUUAUUGGUACGAUGGGCUGGACAAUGUKGUGCAGUGUGACCACUACAUCCAGGAGCAGGGGAUAAACGUGGGCUGUGUGCUGCACAACCUCAGCCAGGCUGAGUACCGGGAUCUGAACGUUUGUGUCAAUGGUUCAGCAGCAGCCACCCUGCUACGGCCACUGUACAGCACCCUGCGCCUUCACAACCUGGCAAAGCCCUCGCCCCCGCAGCAGCUGGUGCUKGUGAGUGCAGCCGAGGAGCUGCUGGUGGUGUGGAGCCCGCCGGGCGGGAGAACGCCGGCAUCCUGCCUGGAGUACGAGGUGCAGGCGGCCGAGGAUGCGGGGGCAGCAGCGGCAGCCUGGGCGUUUGUGUCGACCCAAAUGGAAACYGCUCUAACAAUUUCCAGAGCAAAUCAAAGCCACGUUUCAUGUGUUCGUGUCAGGGGCAGAACAAACACUUUUUGUGCUGACCAGGGCUUUUGGAGUGAAUGGACGCAGGAUUGUUUCUCGGUGUCCACAAAAGAGGACAAGCAGCUAUUUAUCCUCAUCCCAGUCAUCCUGAGUUUGUCAAUUAGCCUCAUAAUAUUUAUGCUGAUUGGCCAGUGCAAGAAAAGAUCGGCAGCRGGAAAGCCAGUGCAGGGCUCUGCGGGAUGCUAGAGCUGCUCUGCACCGCCUGUGCUCGAUGGUGCUCGAGGAACACCAUCCCCAGGACAGCCCAGCAGCCCGGAGCUCUYCUCUGCUGCCUUUUGUGACGCUGGGUGCUGCAAUCCCAGUCCUUCACGGGCCCAGGACACCGGAGGGGUUCAAACCAACAGGAAAACUGGAAGAGAUCUAAACUGACAGCGAAAAAAAAAAAAGCUGUUCCUGAUAACAGGACAAGGGAGAAAAAAGGAGGCGGUGGAAACUGCCAUGAAUAAAGAUAAA